Messenger RNA from Aspergillus bombycis, 1686 nucleotides. RefSeq names its product dolichyl-P-Man:Man(7)GlcNAc(2)-PP-dolichol alpha-1,6-mannosyltransferase. Lineage: Eukaryota; Fungi; Ascomycota; Eurotiomycetes; Eurotiales; Aspergillaceae. The coding region runs from base 1 to 1686 and encodes 561 amino acids. Gene Ontology annotation, cellular component: endoplasmic reticulum membrane. The record is from RefSeq and is a predicted model, not a curated record. Gene Ontology annotation, biological process: protein N-linked glycosylation. Gene Ontology annotation, molecular function: alpha-1,6-mannosyltransferase activity. The transcript is spliced from 3 exons.
AUGGGGAAAGCCGAUGCUGCCUUCACACUCCUUCUUGGCGCCAUCCCAGCGCUCAUACUCCUCCACCUUUACCUGGCUCCCUACACCAAGGUGGAGGAGUCUUUCCAUGUGCAAGCCAUUCAUGACAUUCUCUCCUACGGCAUCCCAACUCAAAAUGUAGCCGAGACGCUACGCACCAAGUAUGAUCAUUUCACCUUUCCCGGUGCGGUGCCUCGGACAUUCGUCGGAGCUGCUGUCCUGUCUGCAUUAUCGCAGCCAUUCAUCUGGUUGAAUGAUACAAUUGAUCGGCAACUGCUCGCACGAGCCAUUCUGGGCCUGUCCAAUGCCCUGUCUUUGCUCUCCUUUGCAUCCGGACUGCGACGAGCGUUCGGAAAGACUGCAGCGAUCUGGUACCUGCUCUGCCAGGCAAGCCAAUUCCAUGUUCUUUACUAUGCAUCGCGGACACUGUCCAACAUGUUCGCUUUCGGGCUAUCCACCCUAGCGCUACGAUACCUUCUCCAGGACCAUACCCAAUUAGCAGCUUCCAAGACGUAUAGAAACCGGUGUCGCCUAUCCCUAUGCCUGUUGACCAUAGCCGGUAUUAUCUUCCGUUCGGAGCUGGCUCUCUUCCUUGCCACAAACACCAUCUUUCUUUUUCUUACAGGACGCAUCGGCAUCCAGCGAGAGAUAAUCCCAGCCGGGCUACUAGGCCUGCUCCUCGGCUUAGGGUCGACCGUCCUCGUGGAUUCCUUCUUCUGGCAAAAGUAUCCUCUAUGGCCAGAGCUAGAAGCUUUCGUAUUCAACGUCAUCCACGGGCAAUCAUCUGCCUGGGGCACACAUCCAUGGCACUUCUACUUCACCAACGCUAUCCCUCGCCUCCUACUCAAUCCUCUGGUCUAUCUAGUCGGGCUCCCGUUCGCUCUAUUCCAGCCAUCAACCCGAUCUGCUGCAGCAUACCUGCUCAUCCCAUCACUUACCUUCAUAGCCAUCUACAGCACCCAGCCUCACAAAGAAUGGCGUUUCAUCGUCUACGCUAUCCCCCCACUAACCGCCGCCUCCGCCCUGGGAGCGUCCUACAUCUGGACGCACCGGACCAAAUCCCUCCUCUACCGGCUGCUCUCCCUGGCCAUGAUCCUAUCCACCCUCGCCUCAUUCCUCUGCUCAACUUUCAUCCUCCUCCCCGCCUCCUCCGCAAACUACCCAGGCGCACACGCCAUCCAAUCCCUCCACAGUCAUGCCCACAGCACCAAACCCAUCAUCUCCGUCCACCUAGGUAACCUCGCCUGCCAAACAGGCGUUACCCGUUUCCUCGAAAUGCCCAAUCCACCAGACAACUCAACCCCAGCCUGGACAUACGAUAAAACCGAAAACGAAACCCUCAAAUCCACGUCUUCCUUCUGGACCCAGUUCGACUAUCUCCUCAUCGAACCCGGGGAAGAAGAAUCGAAGGUCCGGUCUCUCUCUGGGCCAGAUCAUUGGGAGGACGUGGAUGUCAUCGAGGGGUUCGCGGGUCUGCGGGUCGUUAGGCCUGGUGAACAGGCCGUGGGUGCAGUUGAGGAGCGGGUUCUCACGAAGUUUGUUGGUGAGGAUGGUGCUCGAGUUUGGAGAGCUGGUCGGGAUUUUGCUCGUCGGACUGUUACGCGGGGUUGGUGGGUUGAGGUGAGGAUGGAUCCGAAGAUUAAGAUUUUGGGGCGGGUUUCUGUUUAG